AUGGGACGGCGAGGAGGACAGACUGCCCCUUUUCUGUUUGCUUGCCCGAGGCUCUCGAUCCCAGUGGCUUUGCCUGGACGAGCAUCUGCUGGCUGGGGCAGCUCGUCAGCCGAGCUACUUGGCCUCCGAAGACUACGACGCAGACGUACCAACUUCGCCGAUGCUGAGCGCCGCAGGACGAGCUCGUCAGGAGGUCGCCAGAAGCCUUUUGAGGCCUCCAGAAGCAAAAUAACGCGGAGAGCCAAGUGGCGGAGGAGCGAGGAGGAGGAGGCGAAGGAGGAGGAGGAGAGGAGCGAGAAGAGAGUUGGCGUAUCAACUCGCGCAACCGGUUUUUCCAGCGCCGGAGGCAUCGAGGAAAGCGCCUGGCGGUGGAACCGAAAACAGCUGCACGCAACACAUUUCACAUCCACCCCCGAUCUUUCCGCACCCGCUUCGAUUGUACCGAUGGACCCUCCCGCCCGACCCAACCUGGCCGAGGCGGGCCCCCGCUGCGCACGGGCCCCAGGCGCGCGCGCGCGGCCGGCUCGUCCCGUGCGGGGCGCCCGCGCAGGGGGGGGUGGCUACUCGGGGAUCGUCCCCGCGCACUGCCCCGCCUUGUGCUCCACGCGGCAGCAAUAG
Prorocentrum cordatum is the source of this 618-nucleotide messenger RNA. NCBI's taxonomy places the organism in Eukaryota, Dinophyceae, Prorocentrales, Prorocentraceae. The record is from the annotation of a GenBank genome assembly.